CUCCGCGGCAUGUGGGAUCUUCCCGGACCGGGGCACGAAGCCCUGGCUCCUGCAUCGGCAGGCGGACUCUCAACCACUGCGCCACCAGGGAAGCUCAGGUGUUAAUGUUUUUACUCCAUGAAGUGUAGAACGGCUCCUCAGACAGUGGGGAGACUUCUAAAGGCAGACGGUGAAAGCUGGGGCUGGAAUAUGCCCCCGUUUCCGUUUACUAUGGUGGCUGCAGCCUCUGGUGGCCUUUCGUGUGCUGGUCAGUAAUUGCCGUGAAAAACAAAUUCACACAAGGUGCGUUGAAGGAAAUAAUGUCAGUCCACAGUGAAAGGAUGGGAAGAUUUACAUCUCAGGGUGGCUCUUCUCUGUACCUUUGCUCACGUCUGUGAGGGCGCUUCCGGCGGAGGACUGCGGAGGUGCUUGAUGGGUGUCAGGAGCGUUGGACCAGCGGGCUGCUUGUGUGUGUGGACAGUGUGCAGUUUUCUCCUGCCACAGAGAUGGGAGAGGACAUUUGAGGUCAGCAGGCAUGGAGUGACCUUUGCUGGUAGGCCACAUCUAAUGUUCAUUGUCUGUAUCGGCUGUUUUUUGAAAGUUUUUUAUGAGUUCCUGUACACUACAGACGUAGCUCUUUGGGAAGGGUUGUGAAGCGCUUCACGCCCGUUAUUUUAUUUGGUUCUCUCACAAUCUGCAGAGGAGACGUGCCCAGGCCCCGUCUGGAAGCAGAGGAGCGGGGUGACCGGUUUAGGGUCACACCCUGGCCCUGCUUCCCCCGUGCUCCUGCUUUGUUGCAGAUUCUCCGUGAGCAGUUCACACUGAGCUGUUUGGACCAGACGCUGACAGGAGCUGCAGAAGUUUACUGGCUCAUUUACAUGCAUGGGCAUCCUUUCCCAAAAGGGAAGUUUGUAUGAUACAUUCAUCUAUCUCUGCCUCAGGUUCCCUAUCAGCAAAUGAGGUUACAGUUUACCUGCCUCAUAGACUGGUUGUGAGGAUUAAACAUCAGUGGAAACGCUGUUAGCUAGAUGCCUGGGACACAGUAAGUGCUUGACAAGUGUUAGCCAUUAUAUUACCAGGUGGAAGAAUGAUCUGAGUAGACAGUAGAGAGAGAAGUACGCAGUAUUUAAGCAGAAUUAUCCUGCUUGGAGGGAAGGAUAUGCACUGGAUUGAGAAAGCAAAGGUGGAUGCAUGGGUAAUUCCAUGCAAGCUCUUUUAAAUCCCCUGGGCCCCAAGGAAUUCUGUUCCACUCCUUUCCAAACACUCCUGCCUCUAGUCACACCAGCACCUCCUCUAUCCUGAGACGGUAACAGGUGUUUGUUGCUGCUGCUUUUGCCCUUUCAGGUUUGUUCCUGUUUUUUCUUCACCUGCUUUCGUAUAAGCCUGCCACCUCCUCAUUUGCUCAGGGGUCGUGAGCUUCCUGCACGCGGCUUGGCGUUAGGCGCAGGGAAAGGCCCCUGUAAAGCUGGAUGUUGCGCCGAGGUCACUCUGGUGGUGCUCUCUGAGAUCCCGUGUGUAGAGCAUGAUUGCACGGUAGCACAUGUGUCAAUUCCAGGUUUUACCUUGGCAACAGGGUGCCAGAAAUGUGAGGGGGUUCCACAAAGCUUAAUAUGAUAGAGGCCGGUGUUUGGUGGGUUUCUGGUGAUUCUGUAAAUUUCGUCUAAUCUUUUUGGAGAGCAGCUAGCCGUAUGUGAUAAAGAUUUUGAUUUUGGAAUCCCAGUUUGUUUUUGAAAACAAACUUUGAUACAUAAACUCUGCAUGUCAGAGGGGUAGAGUACUCCUCAGCCAGCAGACAUGCUCUGGCAAUCUCCUUCCUAUCCUUCCUUCCCAGCAAAAUUUGAACCAUUUUGAUCCAUGGAAAUAUGUUCAAAAACACGUCUUAACCAAAAAGGCGAGGUAGUUUGUACACAGCAAUUAUACGGAUGUAAAAAUGUGCGAGGACAUGGGCAAGGAUCAGAAGGGAAGGUGGAGUGAUGUAAGUAGUUUUAUUUUAGGGUCACAGGACUGUUUUCUCGCUAAGCUGGUGUUCUGGUUUAUAGUCAUUUUAAAAUUCAAAAGCAGAAAGGCCCUCUGACGUUGUCGGGUGCAGUGACGAAUCUUUCUUCAUCCCCUCUCCCAGCUGCAGCACAGAAGGAGGUAUGAGAUUCCACCCAGACCUCUUAGGGGGGCCCUCGAGACCCCCACAGCCCGACCCACCGUGGGCAUCCUCAGGGCCCCCGCCACUCUCAGCCCUGCCCAGCAGCCCCUGCCUGCGCACAGGCUGCUCUUGUCUAGCUGGUCUCCUGUCGCCCCGCAGGGCCCAGCUCCUGCUUCAUCCCGGAGAGCCGUUGGCCAGGCUAGCCGCGCUGCCUUCCUCGGUGUUACCUCGUGCCUCCUGCCUUCCACUGCUGCGGCAGGCAGUGGUCAGGGCCACGUCCACAGUGGUCUCCCCUUCCAGAUCAUUGUGUACUUGCCACGUGGGGUCCCUUAAACCGGAGACGGGACAGCAUGUGUGCGAUGGGGGUUGUGAGGACCAGAUGUGCAGACACCCGCUUUUUGCUGAGGUCUCCUCCCUCCCUCUCCACCUACCAGAUUCCUGGAGGCUCCCUCACUUCACUUCCACAUGGCUCUUACCGCCCUUUAACAGACUGUCUUCUUUGUCUUCUCCCACUGUCAUGGGAGGGAUUUCCUCCCUCUUACAGGCUCCCGUAUCUUUAAGGACUUAGACUUGCUUGAUACCGAGGCAAGGUGCUCAAUCAGUGUUUGAACUAAUCAAAUUUUAUCUGGGGCAAGGGCAGAUGCCAACUUUUAUGGGGCCUGAGACUUAUCCAGUUUGGGGGAGGAGACCUCUUUAAGAAAAUACAGUGUUACAAAUAAAAAUCAAUUUGAAAAUUAAUUUGCAGAUAUUUAUUUAGAAUGAGAAAACGUAAAUAAGGUACAGAUUUGAAACAGCUGACCAUUGAUACAGGCAUCACUAAAUCCAGAAAGACAGCACAUUUGUUAAUCCUCUGACGCGCUUCUGUGAUACUUCUCAUUUGGCUGUGUACUUUUUAGUUGUCUCUUCGUAUGACAGAGAAUAGAAAGAAUUCAGUGAUUCCUCUAGCAUGGCUGAUCAGAAAUCUUAUUAGUGAUUGUUAGGAUGCAUAAAACAUGGUUUCACGCUUGCUGUUUCUAGCACGGCUAUGUCUCGGAAAAGCAGGAAUUCUGAUAAAUUCUGUUUUGCACAAUUCCACUCAAAAACGUUAAAAAAUCAAUGGUGUAUUUAUAGUCAUACUGCUACAUUAUAAAUUUUUUUUUCUGACAGGCGAGAAGUGUAGUUUUGACUACUGAGUACCGAACUCUGCUUGCAUUUUGACAAGUCUGGUGAUGAUUUUCCCACAAAUGUGCGUCUGGCUCCCCGAGUUUCAAACCUUGCUCCUUUCCCAGGGCCCACAUGCUUCCAGCACCAAGUGCCAUUGGGUCUGUUCAUGUUGCUGCAGGGCCUGGGCCCUGCACCUUUGUUCCGUAACCCUCCAGCACGCAAGCACGGGACUGGCAGUGGUGUUCCGGGAGCCAUAGCUGCAUUGUGAGGCGGGUGGUCACCUCAGUGUGAACACCUGAAACGUCUCCACUUCAGCCCAAACUAAGGGUGUCCCUGGCUCCUUGUGCUGGUAGCUGGGUCCUCUCCUGAGCUGCCUGACGUGGAGGGAAGGAGGGACAGAAACAGACUUGGGGUGGAAGGGGCAGCAGUGUUAGUCGAUUGCAAUUUGAAUAUGUUUUCGAAUUUCCCAGAAGGCUGUGAUCAUGGCCGCACUUCACUGAGGGCCUUUCUUAGGACCUUGGCAGGCCGGUGCCAGGUAGGGGCCCAGAAACGAGGCAGAAUGGCUUUAGAGUCACACUGCCGGCAUAGGGGCAGCCUGUGGUCCGUUGCCUGGUGCCACACAACACCGUGGAGGCACGUGCGUGAGGGUGCACGGCGCCUCCUCCUGCGGCUGGCCGGAUGUGUCUGGAAGCAGGAAGCAGCGCUGGCUGUUUUACAGCCGUUUAAAUGACUGGGCGUGAUUCACUUUACCUCCUGCGUCGUUCAGAUCCCAGUUGCCUUGGUAAUAGUUAACACAAGCUGAGUGUGGGGGGAACAAAUCUCAGUGUCGCAACAAGAAAUCAAUUUUUUAAAUUGAUCUAAAGAGAGUGUUUUAAAAUGUUAGUUUUUAUUUUAACUGCACUAUUUGAGAAGCAAGAACAAGCGCAACACCUAGAGGAGACGUGGGUGCUUACCCCGGCUCUCUCUUUGAAGGCGAGCGGGCUCGGCUGUAGGUGACCCCUGCCGUCGUCUGCCCGGAAGCCAUCUGAUUUCAGAAGUAGCGCACGUUCAUCACGCCUGGUCCCAGCAAGGGUGCAGUCCCAGGACGUGCACGGCAGAGCAGGGGAACAAGCCACAGUCCUCUGGCUGGAAGACUGAGAAUGCAUUCCUCACUCUUAGCUGGUGAAGAAUGGGGGAGCUGGAAGGAACCUACCGCGUCCUGCAGAUCCCAGGGACACGCCUAGGCGCCCAGACCCCCGCGGGCGUCAGCACCCUCGAGCCUGGGCAGGGCCCCUCGGCAGCAGCGGCGUGGCCAGCGGCCAGGACGCCCAUCCGAGUGCAGCUGCUGGACAGCUCCGUCGAGGUGUUUGACGUUGAGCCUAAAUGCUAUGGCCAGGUGUUACUGACCCAGGUGUGGAAGCGCCUGAAUCUGAUAGAAUGUGACUACUUCGGCUUGGAGUUUCAAAACGUCCAGUCCUGCUGGAUCUGGCUUGAACCUAUGAAACCCAUCGUUAGACAAGUACGAAGGCCAAAGAAUACAGUGCUUCGCCUAGCAGUGAAAUUUUUCCCACCUGAUCCGGGUCAGUUGCAAGAAGAAUAUACACGAUACUUGUUUGCCCUGCAACUUAAGAGAGACCUUCUGGAGGAGCGUCUGACCUGCACGGACACCACGGCUGCCCUCCUGGCGUCCCACCUCCUGCAGGCGGAAAUAGGAGAUUACGAAGAGGCGCUGGUCCGGGAGCACCUGCGGGCCCACGAGUACCUGCCGGGCCAGGAGCGGGCCCUGGAGCGGAUCCUGGAGCUCCAUCGGGGGCACGCGGGCCAGACGCCUGCCGAGUCGGAUUUCCAGGUGCUGGAAAUUGCCCGGAAGCUGGAAAUGUACGGCAUCAGGUUUCACACGGCCUCUGACAGGGAGGGGGCCAAGAUCAACCUGGCCGUGUCCCACAUGGGCGUCCUCGUCUUCCAGAGCAGCACCAAGAUCAACACUUUCAACUGGUCCAGGCUCCGGAAGCUCAGCUUUAAGAGGAAGAGGUUUCUUAUCAAACUCCACCCAGAGGUCCAUGGGCCUUACCAGGACACCCUGGAAUUCGUGCUGGGGAGUAGGGACGCGUGUAAGAACUUCUGGAAGACGUGUGUAGAGUAUCACACCUUUUUCAGACUUGCUGAUCAGCCGAAGCCCAGAGCUAGAGCCAUCCUCUUCAGCAGAGGUUCCUCCUUCAGAUACAGUGGAAGAACUCAGAAGCAACUAGUGGAUUAUGUCAAAGACGGUGGGAUGAAGAGGAUUCCGUAUGAAAGAAAACACAGCAAGACCCAGAUGUCUCUCCGCGCCCUAAAUGCCAACUUGCCGAGGCAGAGCGUCUUGUUCACCGAGGGCACGAGGACUCCCGCGUCCCCGUCUUCAACAAGUGCCUCCUUCUGUUCGGGCCCCGCCUCCCCUCCAGCCCCCGUGGGCCUGCUCGGUUCCAAGGACGGCAGCGGCUCCCCGACGGGGCCCCCGGCUCCCAGCGCCAGGUGGCCAGCUGCAGAGAGGAGCGGCGUGGCCGCGGCCCCGCCCCCCGGGCCGCCUGCUUUCCAGCCUUGCCAAGGCCUUUCCGUGGAGAGUCCUCAGCUUCCCUCCACCCAGAAGACCCCACCGAGCCUGAGCCCACUGGGCCCAGCCGAGCAGGGCUCCUCUCCCCUGCUGAGCCCCGUCCUCAGCGACGCUGGCGGAGCCGGGACGGACGACCAGGAGGAGCUGAGACACAAGUGUGCGCCCGCGGACGAGGCCUACUUCAUAGCAAAGGAGAUUCUUGCUACAGAGCGAACAUACCUGAAGGAUUUAGAAGUUAUUACCGUGUGGUUCCGGAGCGCUGUGGUCAAGGCGGACGCCAUGCCUGCGGACCUGAUGACCCUGCUCUUCUCCAACAUCGACCCCAUCUAUGAGUUCCACAGCGGCUUCCUGCGCGAGGUGGAGCAGAGGCUGGCGCUCUGGGAGGGGUCUUCCAGUGCCCAGGCCACAGGCGACCACCGACGCAUCGGGGACGUCCUGCUCAGCAACAUGCUUCAGCUAAAGACGCUCACCCGCCACUUCCAGAGGCUCCACGAGGUCCUGACGGAGCUGGAAGCGGCAAGCAGGCGCCUGCGGAGGCUGGAGGCGCUGCGCCGGGACUUCGAGCUGCAGAAAGUCUGCUACCUGCCGCUGAACGCCUUCCUGCUGAAGCCGCUGCAGCGCCUGCGCCACUACCGGCUGCUGCUGCGUCGCCUGUGCGCCUCCGACCGCCAGGACCCCGACCGCGGCGACCAGGACCGCGCCGACCGCCGCGAAGCCCUCAAGGCCAUCACGGAGGUGACCUCCACACUCCAGCACAGCCUCGUCCGGCUGGAGAACCUCCAGAAGCUGAUGGAGCUGCAGCGGGACUUGGUCGGCAUAGAGAACCUUAUUGCUCCCGGCAGGGAGUUUAUCCGCGAGGGCUGCCUCCACAAGCUCACCAGGAAGGGCCUGCAGCAGAGGAUGUUCUUUCUGUUCUCAGACAUGCUGCUGUACACAGGCAGAGGUGCCUCAGAGACCAGCCGCUUCCGGAUCCGGGGACUCCUUCCGCUGCGUGGCAUGCUGGUGGAAGAACGUGAGAAUGAGUGGUCUGUCCCGCACUGUUUCACCAUCUACGCCGCUCAGAAGACAGUCGUGGUGGCAGCCAGCACCCAGCUGGAGAAGGAAAAGUGGAUGAGGGACCUGAACGCUGCCAUCAAUGCAGCCAAGAGCAGCGCCGACACGGCCCUGGCACCGCUGGGCAGCGUGCUGUGCCCCCUUCCCCGCAGGCCCUCCGACGAGGUCUCUCUGGAGGAGUCGGAAGAGGACGCUCGCAGGGCCCGCUGCUCCUCAGGGGGGCCGGGCCAGCACCGGGCCAGCACUGCCAUGCACGUGUGCUGGGACCGCACCACCAGCAUCUCCAGAGCCGACCGCAGCGCGGCCGUCGAGAACCAGCUCUCGGGAUACCUGCUGAGGAAGUUCAAGAACAGUAGCGGCUGGCAGAAGCUGUGGGUGGUCUUCACCAAUUUCUGUUUGUUCUUCUACAAAACUCACCAGGAUGACUGCCCCCUGGCCAGCCUUCCGCUGCUGGGCUACAGCGUGAGCCUCCCCGGGAAGGCCGACGGCAUCCACAAGGAGCACGUCUUCAAGCUCCAGUUCAAGUCCCACGUCUACUUCUUCCGGGCUGAGAGCAAAUACACGCUAGGGAGGUGGAUGGAGGUGAUCAAGAGCGCCAGCACCUCACCAGGGAGGGCCGGGACCUCCGAGGAGGAGGCGUGAAGCCCACCCUGCCCGGCUGAGGACAGACCCGAGCAAGCAGAGCAGCACGUGCCCAUGACUGCACGUCCCGUGUCCCCCCUCCAGACUGGCAGUGGAUGGGCCUCACUCACAGGGACACCUGGGAGGGGCACAGUCCCCUCAAGACCCAGUCACUCCCUUGGCCCCGUGGGGCAGCGGGACGAACACACAUGUGCGUGGAAAUGGGCCCGGCUCCAUGCACUGCCGAGGCUGGUGCCCACCUGCCCUCUCUGCGCCUCCAGAGCAGGACCCUGCCCUUCAGGCUGGGUGAAACGGGGGGUGGGACAGGGCCCCUGGGUCACAGCCACAUGGAAGUCCAGCAGAAACCACUCUGCCGCCCACCCCACAGACCUCUGCAAAGUGGAAAGCAAAGUCCCCGUAAUUUAUCAGCUCCCAGGAGGUGUGCUGUGCUAACCUGCGUGUGGUUAAAAAUAAAGGGCAUCUCCUGUA
This is a messenger RNA of Aethalodelphis obliquidens (Pacific white-sided dolphin), 7991 nucleotides long. RefSeq names its product FERM, ARH/RhoGEF and pleckstrin domain protein 2 (gene FARP2). Gene Ontology annotation, cellular component: cytoskeleton. The coding region runs from base 4428 to 7523 and encodes 1031 amino acids. NCBI's taxonomy places the organism in Eukaryota, Metazoa, Chordata, Mammalia, Artiodactyla, Delphinidae. Gene Ontology annotation, molecular function: guanyl-nucleotide exchange factor activity; cytoskeletal protein binding. The transcript has 28 exons. The record is from RefSeq and is a predicted model, not a curated record.